This is a messenger RNA of Penicillium daleae, 2979 nucleotides long. Its product is annotated as putative capsular associated protein. Bases 1 to 2979 code for a protein of 992 amino acids. The record is from RefSeq and is a predicted model, not a curated record. NCBI's taxonomy places the organism in Eukaryota, Fungi, Ascomycota, Eurotiomycetes, Eurotiales, Aspergillaceae. The transcript has 6 exons.
AUGGUCCCAUUCUCCGCCGACACCGGGCUGAGGGUCUGUGUAGGCGUCUUCUUUUUGAGCUCCUUCUUCCUCGUGUCAUCUUAUAAUUCCACAUAUGCCUUUGACCGCCCGGUCAGUACGGCUGUUCUAGUAUAUUUCCUACUGGGAAUACUCUUGUUGGCGAUAGGCCGGUUUGUCCCAAUAGUGUCGCGACCUUCAUCGCCGAUAGGAAAACGAUCCAGCAUUCCCGCCGACCACUUUGAAAUCGCAUCGCGGACCUCAUCUCCGUCCUCAACUUUGGGCUCUCAGGGACCUCCACUAACUCUAGGUCGCCUCUGGUUGAGAGUUGGCUUGCUAUUAUGGAUUCUUGGUUUGCGUGUCGAGCUGUUCCGUCGAGUUACUAUUCACAACGAGUGUGCUCCUGCCGGAUAUGCAUAUGCGAUUCCAUUCGUCAUUUCGCUAUAUGACUACUGGCGACAACAGCGACCACAUUCAAGGGCUGGCUACUCUCCGCUACAACCGUCCCAAAAUCUGCCCUCCAUUUUAGCCUAUUCUAUCUGUCGGCGGGGCUUGCACAGCCUUACGCAAAGUCGAUUUAGGGGUAUUUUUGCAGCGGCAUUAAUCUCAGUAGGCGGGUAUGCGGCUUCGACGCUGCUCGCCGGCAGUCAGUCUACGUAUAUAUGCCCGAUCGUUCUCAACGGCUGGGCACGUCUGCAGGCUAUGAAGGCUGCCAAUGUGGUGAUUGAUUCAAUUCUUCUCAUUGGAAUUGCUGAACUUCUCCAAAGCGGAGCCGACAAUGAUGAGUCCCGAAGAAAACGAAUACUUUUCUCUCUUGGAGCUGGUCUUCUGCUUGUUGCUGUGAUUUGGACUGUUAUUGGACAUUACGUUCGGAAUAGUCGUCCUGAACACAGCGGUCAGCCCUUUUUGGACACAAAGUACUCGCGCGGUGCCUUUGGUCAAGCGCUGCUCGUUAUCAUCUUUAUCAUGUCAAGCUGGCAAAUGCUACCACACUUUGGGGUUCUUGGGUUAUCCAUCUUGGGUGGAUUCGUUUUCGUCUUCUUGCCCGCAAUGUCGACCCUUCUCUUCGAACGGAUGCCCUUCCCAUACAUCUCCCAGACCCACGCUGCUGUCCCCGUCAUUGCAUCUUCGACAGGUGCAGUCUUGUUUCUUCUCUCAAGGAUUUUGUCAGGCGAGGAAUCAAAGCCUUUAUACCGUAUCAACAUUGUGCUACAGGUUCUGUUCUUUCUUGUUGGUGGGAUCGGCCUGGCAUUCGCCAUGACCAAGCUUCAUUUCUCUCACACUCAUCCCAUUGAUCUCCUUAUUCACAAAGCCACGGUCCACUACGACAACUACCUUCUGCAAGCUUCCGCCAGCAAGAACCUGCAAGAUGCUGCUCGGGAAUAUCGGAAGCGAUACCGACAGCAUCCCCCGCCUGGAUUUGAUAAGUGGUUUGAAUAUGCAAUCAAUCGGUCUUCGGUAAUCAUCGAUGAUUUCGACCAGAUUCACGAAAAUCUUCUCCCUUUCAGAGCCAUUAGUCCUGCAACGAUCCGGGAUACAACACAUAAGUUAGCCACAAACUCCUUCAAUGACCUCGGAGCGAUUAGUAUUCGCAAGGGCCAGGUUAGAGUUCAAGAGGGAAUCAGACCAACCCAUGCGUGGAUGGUGAAUGGAGCGGCCGACAUGAUCGAAAAUUUCGCCCAGCACCUGCCAGAUAUGGACCUUGUGUUCAAUCUUAAUGAUGAGCCGCGAGUUGCGGUGCCGUGGGAGAAGAUGUUGUUGCUGAAACAGGAGGCACAGGCACAGGAACCCAUCCCUCAAGAAGAGUUAUUAGACCGGUGGUCGGGAGACCGACAGCUUGGCUGGGCUCCGAUUGAACCGAUUGACCAAACAGACGAGACAAUCUUCACGGAAGGUUCAUGGCGAGGGGUCUUUGAUCCCUAUGUUAGCGCGGUCUGUCCGCCUUCAUCCCGGGUGCGCACACGACGUGUCUGGAAUCGGCGUGAGACCUGCUUGAGCUGCGCAGCGCCGCAUACUAUGGGCCAAUUCCCAUUGGACUUCAACCUCGCCACGCAGAUAUGCCAUCAACCUGAUCUCGCCUUUCUCCAUGGUCUUUUAAUAUCGCCCGCGUCAUUCAAAGUGUCCCAGGAGCUUGUUCCGGUCUUCAGCCAAAGUGCGCUUGCUGGUUUCAGCGAUAUUCUCUACCCUAGUCCGUGGAACUACAAAGACAAAAUUGAGUACAAGCCGUCGAAGGAACAUCCAGACCCAGAGUAUUCAGAGAAGGACAAUUCUCUGUACUGGGUUGGUAGUACAACCGAAGGCUACAGUCGCUUCAACGAGUGGAAGGGCAUGCCGCGACAGCGAUUCUCACACCUGAUCAAUAAUAAUACUCACGGCCAGGUCUCCGUGCUCUUACCCGCCGGUCAUGGCAUUUACCAGUACCAAAUCAUGGAUGGAUCUGCCCCAACCAAAGAGCUGAAUUUGCGUACAGACGUGGCUAUUGCCGAGCAAAUUACUCGUUGUGGAGACUGCGAGACUCAGCGUGAUGAGCUGGGAACUCGCUCCAGGGUCGACUUCCAGGCACACUGGUCCCAUAGGUUUCUGUUUGACCUUGACGGAGCAGGGUUCAGUGGACGUUUUCUGCCUUUCCUCCGAAGUCGCAGCCUUCCUUUGAGGACCGGUCUUUUCCGGCAGUGGUUUGACUCGCGAGUAAUUUCUUGGCUGCACUUCGUCCCAGUCGACAUUCGUCUUCACGGAGUCUGGAGCACUCUGGCGUAUUUCGCCGGCGUUUCUGAUCCCAAGACUAAUGACCAGAAUCCUAAAAACCCUCAAAUGCUGAUGGAUGCUCACUCGAACGAAGGCCGGUGGAUCGCCGAGCAGGGGCGCGAGUGGAGUGAGAUCGCACUUCGCAAAGAGGAUAUGGAGAUCUAUUUCUUCCGGCUGUUACUCGAAUGGGGUCGUAUCACGGAUGACCAGAGAGAUGUGCUGGGGUACAAGCUAUGA